CUCGCCGAGCAUAGAUCCUUGAUCGGCCGUGAUGGCACUUGCAAGUCGCAGCCUGCUGGCUCUGGUCCUGUUGCUUCUCCCGACACCAUCGACGGCUUCUUCGCCAUUCCCGAGCUCCAGACUCUGUCUGCCAACGCUCCCACUCCUGACGGCUACACUUCUGCUUUCACCAGCUUGAACGCUUCCCUCAACGCCAACAAGUACAUGGGCCUCUGGACUCUUACCUCAUACGACAGCAUCGGCUGUGCAUCUCUCUGCGACAAGACCACUGGCUGUGAGGCCUACAACAUCUACAGCGAGCGCGACCCCACCCUCGACCCCAACCACACCAACUGCCCCAACCCUCAAUCCCUCACCAACUACAAGUGCACCCUCUGGGGCGCCGGUGUCUCCUCCUCCCAAGCCAAGAACUUUGGCCAAUGGCGCAACGAGUUCCAGGUCGUCAUCACCGGCUCAAACGCCUACAACAAAGUCCCCGCUCCUGCCACCAUCCCCGGCUACGAUGGCCCUACCCAACUCGGCGGCGCCAUCAACGCUCCUCUGGACGCCAACCGCCACGACACGUACAUGGGUGUCCGCGUGCAGCCCUUUGACAACAGCACCGUCUACGACCCCAGUGUGUGCGCUUCAGCAUGCACUUCGCAGACUGCCUACAACAAAGCCCACCCUGCACGCGACGGCAGCUUCCAAACCUGUCGUUUCUUCAACUCUUGGGUGCAGAGUAAGGAUGGUGUUGCUUAUGAGUUGCACUGUGGGCUUUACAACCAGACUUGGUCGCCUCAGUACGCUACCAACUAUGGACAGUACCAGGGCAACAGCCGCAUCACUGUUUCGAGAUCGUACAGCUACACU
Messenger RNA from Aureobasidium namibiae CBS 147.97, 852 nucleotides. RefSeq lists its product as uncharacterized. Lineage: Eukaryota; Fungi; Ascomycota; Dothideomycetes; Dothideales; Saccotheciaceae. The transcript has a single exon. The annotation marks the transcript as partial. The record is from RefSeq and is a predicted model, not a curated record.